AUGAGACUUGCCAGAUUUACCGAGUUCGGAAAGAAGAUCAUCUGUGUCGGACGAAACUAUGCACUUCACGCAAAAGAGAUGGGCCAUGACUUGUCCUCCAAGCCAAUCAUAUUUCUGAAACCUCCCACUGCUUAUCUACCCGAUGGUGGUGUCAUCAAAGUGCCUACUGGUUGCAAGGAAUUGCAUCAUGAAGUCGAGCUAGGCGUUAUCAUUGGCCGUAAAGGGAGCGCAAUCAAAGAAAAUGAAGCGAGUGAUUUUAUUGGCGGCUAUGUGAUUGCUCUGGACAUGACAGCUCGUGAUUUUCAAGGAGAGGCCAAAAAACGCGGAGAACCCUGGUCAAUUGCCAAAGGAUUUGACACUUCAUGCCCAGUUGGAAGCUUUAUUCCUAAAGAGUCAAUCGCUAAUCCCGAAUCGCUUAAAAUUUGGCUUAAAGUAAAUGGAAAAGUGAGACAGGAAGGCAAUACUUCUGAUAUGAUUUACAAGAUACCAUUUCUAAUUAGUUACGUAAGCCAAUACUUUACACUUGAAACUGGUGAUUUGAUUCUCACUGGAACUCCCGAUGGUGUGAGCGCAGUCAAGGACGGUGAUCAAAUUGAGAUUGGCAUUAAUGACUUGUCAAAGGCAUCGUUCACCAUUGCCUAG
This is a messenger RNA of Rhagoletis zephyria (snowberry fruit fly), 642 nucleotides long. Lineage: Eukaryota; Metazoa; Arthropoda; Insecta; Diptera; Tephritidae. The record is from RefSeq and is a predicted model, not a curated record.